Molecule: messenger RNA, 1185 nt
Organism: Microthlaspi erraticum
Lineage: Eukaryota; Viridiplantae; Streptophyta; Magnoliopsida; Brassicales; Brassicaceae
Source: the annotation of a GenBank genome assembly
AUGGCAACGGCUUCUCCUCCAUUUAUCUCAUCUCUCAACUUCACUCGCACUUCUUUCAAAACCACUCUCUCUUGUUCUCCUUCUUCAUCUUUUUCAUUUACUCCGAACCCGAACCUCUUUCGUCCCCUUGUGCGUUUUUCAGUGAAAGCUUCCAGAAAGCAAGUGGAGAUAGUUUAUGAUCCUGACGAGAGGCUGAAUAAGAUUGGCGAUGAUGUUGACAAAGAAGCUCCUUUAUCAAGGCUUAAGCUCUUCUCUCCUUGCAAGAUCAAUGUUUUCUUGAGGAUAACCGGAAAGAGAGAAGACGGUUUCCAUGAUUUAGCUUCUUUGUUUCAUGUGAUUAGCUUAGGAGACACAAUUAAAUUCUCGUUGUCACCAUCUAAAUCCAAAGAUCGUCUCUCUACUAACGUCUCUGGAGUCCCUGUCGAUGCAAGAAACCUGAUUAUAAAAGCACUUAACCUUUACAGGAAGAAGACUGGUAGUAACAAGUUCUUUUGGAUUCAUCUAGACAAGAAGGUGCCUACCGGAGCUGGACUCGGUGGUGGAAGUGGUAACGCUGCAACCGCACUCUGGGCGGCGAAUCAGUUCAAUGGAGGUGUUGCCUCUGAGAAGGAACUUCAAGAUUGGUCAAGUGAGAUUGGGUCAGAUAUUCCUUUCUUCUUCUCUCAUGGAGCUGCCUAUUGUACAGGGAGAGGCGAGAUUGUUCAAGACCUUCCUCCUCCUUUUCCUAUUGAUCUUCCAAUGGUGCUCAUUAAGCCACGAGAAGCGUGUUCGACUGCUGAAGUUUACAAACGUCUUCGUUUAGAUCAGACGAGUAACAUUGAUCCCUUGACAUUACUGGAGAAUGUCACCAGCAAUGGUGUGUCUCAAAGCAUUUGCGUAAACGAUUUGGAACUGCCAGCGUUUCAAGUUCUUCCAUCUCUUAAACGCUUGAAGCAACGCGUAAUAGCAUCUGGUCGUGGCCAAUAUGAUGCUGUCUUUAUGUCUGGGAGUGGAAGCACCAUUGUUGGUAUUGGUUCACCAGAUCCUCCACAGUUUAUAUAUGACGAUGAAGAAUACAAGAAUGUGUUCCUGUCUGAGGCAAACUUUAUGACUCGAGAGGCUAAUGAAUGGUACAAAGAACCUGCUUCUGCAAAUGCUACUACUUCAUCUUCUGAGUCUCGCUUGGAGAUUUCAAAUGAGAUGUAA